AUGUUUGGCACAGUGUCAUUAUUAUUGUACUUCUGUGCAACGGUGCUAUGCGGUGUAGUGCCUCCAACACAAGACGGAGAAGGAGAACCUCUCAUUUUAACUCCGUACAUUAAAAAUGGUGAGAUAGAAAAAGCUAGAAACCAAUCCGAAGUGGACCCAUCCCUGUUCGCAGGCGUCAAGAGUUACGCAGGAUAUUUUACUGUUAACGAAACGGCGAAAUGGCAUCUAUUUUCUUGGUUCUUCCCCGCACCUGAUUUUAAUCCUCCAGACAAAACUCCAUUGAUAAUUUGGUUACAAGGAGGACCUGGAGGAUCGUCCAUGUUUGGAUUAUUCGAAGAAAUUGGUCCUAUACAGUAUGUCAAUAAUAAAAUAGAGGGCAGGGUUUUUGGUAACUGGGGUUAUCAUUACUCGCUCCUCUUCAUUGACAAUCCAGUGGGUACUGGGUUUAGUUUUACUGAGACUGAGGAGUACGUGACCAAUGAAGACCAGGUUGGACAAUGUCUUUUAAAUCAUAUACAACAAUUUCUAGAAGUAUAUCCAGAACUAAGAACUGCACCGUUGUUCAUCGCUGGUGAAUCGUAUGCAGGGAAGUACAUUCCAGCUUUUGGGCAUUACAUUCAUAAGAGCAACGCAGACGGAGGAAAACAUAUAAAUUUGAAAGGUCUCUUAAUCGGUGACGGGUGGACAGAUCCACCAACACUGCUGCACUACUCUGAGUUGGGCGAACAAUUAGGAUUUUUAGAAAAGGAGCAAGCAGAGGAGGUUAAUGCUUUGGAAGAACAAGCUAGGAAGUAUUGGGCAGCGGGCAAUUUUGAUUUGUAUGCGAAGUAUGCAGAAGAAGGACAAGAAAAAUUCACGAGCUAUGUACCGAUUAAUCUCUACAACUUUAUAUCGGAAACAAUAGGAAUACCUGAUAAAUAUGCAGAAUUUUUAAAUAGAGAAGACGUACAAAAGGCUUUACACGUGAAGAAGAUGAAAUUUGAACCACAAAGUUAUAAUGUAUAUAAUAAUUUAAUGAAAGACAUGUACCAUACGGUCAAACCUUGGCUGGAGGAGCUACUGGAACAUUAUGGAGUCAUGUGUUAUAGUGGACAACUGGAUAUCAUCGUUGGGUACGCGCUGUCAACGAACACGUACAGGAGUUUAGAAUGGUCAGGAGCAGAAGAAUAUAGAAAUGCUGUUAGGUUACCAUAUUAUGACAAUACUAAUACAUUUAUUGGGUUUGUGAAGGAGAGCGGGAACUUCAUGGAUGUACUGGUGUCUGGUGCAGGACACAUGGUGCCCGCAGACCAGCCUAUCAACGCCCACACAUUCCUUCUUUUGUUCAUUAAUAAGUUCCAAUGA
Messenger RNA from Spodoptera littoralis (African cotton leafworm), 1344 nucleotides. The record is from the annotation of a GenBank genome assembly. NCBI's taxonomy places the organism in Eukaryota, Metazoa, Arthropoda, Insecta, Lepidoptera, Noctuidae.